Messenger RNA from Perca fluviatilis (European perch), 2455 nucleotides. It is a transcript of the gene maf1b, whose product is annotated as MAF1 homolog, negative regulator of RNA polymerase III b. Bases 550 to 1299 code for a protein of 249 amino acids. Gene Ontology annotation, biological process: negative regulation of transcription by RNA polymerase III. NCBI's taxonomy places the organism in Eukaryota, Metazoa, Chordata, Actinopteri, Perciformes, Percidae. The record is from RefSeq and is a predicted model, not a curated record. The transcript is spliced from 8 exons. Gene Ontology annotation, cellular component: nucleus. Gene Ontology annotation, molecular function: RNA polymerase III core binding.
GGGUUACCAUACAGUAGAUUCCGUUGUUUUCAUGAGAGUAGAUGUGUUGUUAAGGUAAUCGAAGAUUUGCAUAAACAACGCGUUUCGGUGAAUUAUUCGACUAGGUAGCUCAUUAGUUGCUACUUUUCUGAUCGAGUCGCUUAGAAAAAGGCGACUUGAUUUAGCUAACACGAGCCUCUUUGUAAAAUCAGGUCGAAAGGGAUGCCGCUGCAGACAGACUCCGACGGACGCCAACAGUCUUUGGAUUUAAUCUCAUCGCAUUUAAUCGGGAAGAGCAGUUUUCCUAUACAUUUAAAAGGCUUCAGAAUAACACAUUCUCGACCGAGUGCUUUUGUAAGAUGUUUAAGCUCGAGUGCGAAUUAAUAGCGCAGCUGUGAAGUAGAAGCGUUAAUAAUUAGCAAGCUAACCGUUAGCUAACGUUAGCUGGUCAUCAACAAAGCGGGGAUCGUAAUCUUUUGCUUCAGAGUAACCAGUGAGUAACGAGUGUUUCCACGGUUUGACUUUUGAACCCGCUGUUUCCUGCCUGUGCUGAAAUAUUGCUCGACAGCAAUGAAACUUUUGGAAAGCUCCAGCUUUGAAGCCCUCAGCUCCCGGCUGUGUGUUGAAACAGGAGAGUCUCGCAUCCUUGGCAGGAUGGAGAGCUACUCCUGUAAGAUGGCAGGUGACGAUAAACAUAUGUUCAAGCAGUUCUGCCAGGAAGGGGAGCCGCACGUCCUGGAGGCCCUCUCUCCCCCUCAGUCCACCAGCGCCACCAGCCCUUCACAGCUGGGGAAGAGCAGUGAGGACGGGGAGAACCCCCUGAGUGACAAGUGUUGCAGGAAGACUCUUUUCUACCUCAUCACCACGCUCAACGAGUCCUUCCGGCCGGACUAUGACUUUAGCGCCGCACGGGCCCACGAGUUCAGCCGAGAGCCCAGCCUCAACUGGCCCUCUUUCCAGGUGGCUAAUGCCGUAAACAGCAGCUUGUUCUCAGCUGUGGGAGAGGAGUUCAACUCUCUGGGGCCGGAGCUGUGGAACGCCAUCGAUCAAGAGAUCAACCUGCAGAGCUGUGACAUUUACAGCUACAACCCUGAUCUGGACUCCGACCCUUUUGGUGAAGAGGGGAGCCUCUGGUCCUUCAACUACUUCUUCUACAAUAAGAAACUCAAGAGGAUUGUAUUCUUCACAUGUCGCUCCGUCAGCGUCUUGAGUGGGUAUGGCCGUGAUUGUCUUGACAAUGAGCUGGACAUGGAGCUGGAUGAUGAGGAGGAAAUGGACGGCUUCACUGAGGACAGGUUUCCCAGAGCUCUGUGCGUGUGAAUUUUCCUGAUGGACACGCCUCGGCCAAAGAAUAUCUAGGCUAUCCUCUUCCCAUUUUCGCCCAUGCACUUUUUUUUUUUUUUUUUAAUUUUUUUUGGGGGGAUUUUGCUGCCUCAUCCAAAGCCAUUUUCAUGCUUUAGACUAAUGCAUGUUUGAAGCCUUCUCUUCUGCUGGCAGUGAACUGUGUAAUGUGAGCUGGUGGACAUCUUUUAAAGACCCUGCAGUGACUUUAAAACUCGUUCUUUCUCCAGUAUGGAUUUUGACAUCUCCAACCCCAAAUGGCACACACAUAUAUGGGCUUCUCUACACCAGCCACAUUUCCAUAUAGACUGAUCACGGACGUUUGAGAAGAAGGUCUUGUAAUAAAUGAGUGGCAAUCAAAGACUGCAAGUGAGCGGAGUGUCUUGCAAAUGAUGUCAAAAAAAGGAGUACAGAACACACCAGCAUCAAUGAAAACUGACAGAUUAAGACUUGAUGAUAUUCCUACCUGAGAAUGGGCACGGCUACGUCCAUGAAAACCCAGUUAUGACUGAUCAGCUGAGAACUCAUCUGUUGUUUCAUCCUUUGCUACUUUUGUGUGUUGCUUUUUGUGUUUUUAACAGUGAUGUAACUGUGAGGACUUUUUCAGCACUGAGUUUGAAAUGUAAUAACACUGCAUUAAUAACUGAAACUUGUAUUAUUGAAUCUUAUUACUGCGAACGCUCGUCUGUACUUUAGACAGUAGGGCACGGCCAAUAAAACUAUUGGCACCUGGGUUGCAGCUUAGAAAACAUAUCAGCUUUUAACAAAUGUUCCAUUCUUUUGUUUUAAUUCACUAUUCUCCAGUUCCAUGAUGAAUUUUUUACGUUGUCUGAAUCCAGUAUUUUUUUUUUUUGAAAAAUCUGUUCCUGGGUAACUCCUAUUUCUAAGUUUGUCUUGCCAGUGUUUUUCUUUGCUCAGUGCAAAGGCUUCAAUGAAAAGUGAAUGUAUAGUACAAUUUAGAGGAACAAACAUUACAGUUAAAUGGCUGAUUAUGUUGUACAUUAUUUUUUUAGAAAUUGAGAAGCUCCUUUUAUGUUCCUUACAAGUGGUUAGGAGUUGUCUUUUCUUGACUGCUCUGUGCUUUGUUUGAUUGGCCGAUAUAUUGCAGAUGUGAAUAAAGUGGUGUUUGAAAUCA